Molecule: messenger RNA, 2734 nt
Organism: Diatraea saccharalis (sugarcane borer)
Lineage: Eukaryota; Metazoa; Arthropoda; Insecta; Lepidoptera; Crambidae
Source: the annotation of a GenBank genome assembly
GUGGUUCGAAAUUGCGACAGGAGAGUGCGGCUUUUUUUUUGUACUUAUUAGCGUAAACAAUAAAAAUAAAUGUACUAUUUCUUUGCACUGGUUUUAUAAAAAUAUAAUUCUUUAUAUAACUGUAUAAAGACGACCAAAUAUUCACCAGUGUUUAAAUAUAACUACCCAUCUAUUUUAUUUUUUAACUUUUAGUGAUAGGACGGGCAGGACGCAUUUUGUCUAUUCAGUGAGAGAAUCGUGCUUAUCUGACUGAUUAUUGGUGAUUAAUAUGAAAUACAAUAUAAACUAUAAUGUGUGAAUUUUUGAAAGUGGCCGGGCUCUGGCUGGCGGCGGCGGUGCUGGUGUUAAGUGCAUCCGCCGCCGGCUCAACUCUCCCGCGCCCCGGUGUGCCCGGCGAGGAAGUGACUGGGGCGGAUGGAGAUGGGGGCGGCGAGGCCGGCUCCGGGGCGGGGGCGCUGGUAUGCGGCCCCAGUGAGUGGGCGUGCGCGGACGGGUCCAGAUGCGUGCCCGCCGCUUGGAGGUGCGACCACCGACCGCACUGUCCUGACGCCUCCGACGAGAUAAACUGCACGUUCAACAGCACCUGCGGCCCGGGCCAGUUUAAGUGCACGUCGAGUGGGCUGUGUAUAGCGGCCACGUGGCGCUGCGAUGGCGACAUCGACUGUGGCCCUCACGACCAAUCCGACGAGGAUGUCUACAUGUGCAACAAGGAGUUCAAGUGCGGGGGCAAUAUGGCGCGAUGCGCGACCCCCUCUGGCGGCCACUUCCAGUGCGCACCCGUGCACAGCUUCUGUGACGGCACGAGGGACUGCGCCGACGGCAGCGACGAGUGGGACAUAUGCGACAACUUUACGGUAGCAUCGUGCUCUGAUCUGAAGUGUGCCCUGGGAUGUCGUCCCACGCACGAGGGUCUCGCUUGUUAUUGUCAACCCGGUUAUGAACCUGUGGACGGACGCUGCGUCGACACGGACGAGUGCGCCGCUGGCUCGUACUGCGCGCAGACGUGCCGCAACACUCCCGGCUCGUACGCGUGUGCGUGCGCGCGCGGGUACACGCUGCGACAUGACCGCGCCACCUGCAAACCAAUCAACGAACCGCCGUCGGUCCCGCUAUCAUUACUGGUGGUGAAGGAGCAAGGUAUACAGCGCAUCCGUCCUGCGCCCGCGUCAGAGACGAUCGGGGACUCCGCGCCUGGGGCCCUCCCGCCCGGGACCCCGCCUCCUCCUAACAAUCGCACGCUACUGCGAGCACUCAGCGUGCGAGCUUUUGACUUUCACUACACCAACAAGUCCGUGUGUUACGUGCAUCACAACCUGAGCAAGUCAUCCCUGGUAUGCGCGGACGCUGACGAUAUGUCACGUCGACAUACUCUACCCACGCCCGACCUCUUCCCAGACAUCGAAUCGGUGAGUUACUUGCGCGUGGACUGGGUGUCGGGCAGCUGGUAUUUUUAUGACGAGAGUCGCGGCGUACUAUACGUGUGCUGUCAGUUGCUGAUGUACUGCCGACUGCUGUUGCAGCGACGACUCGACAGAAUGCAUGGACUCGCGCUAGAUCCCACCGCAGGAUUGAUGUUCUGGUCGGUGUGGGGCGCAUCACCGCCGGCGUUGGAACGCGCAAAUCUGGCAGGGGAGGGGCGGGGCAGUCUGGUGCUGCACAAGCUGGUAUACCCGGUGGGCGUAGCCGUCGACGUCGCCGCCCAACACGUGUACUGGGCCGAUGGGUACCUCGAUACUCUCGAGCGGAUAACCUACGAUGGAAAACAUCGACUCACUGUAGCCAGGUUGCGGAUGGUCAGUGCUUUACCUAUUCUGAUAUAUCUAGUUGACACGGCGAACCAUUCUGACGGACAUUUCACCAAAACAACUCGAGAAAGAGCGGUUGUAGAUAUUGUUACUAAUUACUUAAUUGUUACUACGUACGAUUCCGGACAAAUCCAAACCCGAAUUCGAAUUCACUCACGUGUCCACGUCAUUUUAAUGUUUAAUGUUAAGUGGAUGUCGCUUUUGAAGUGAAUUCGAACACCAGAGUAAAUUCGAGUUCGGGUUCGGAUUUUUACAGAAACACAGGGCAGUAAGUUUUACUGAUUCCACAUAUGUACUAAGACUGAAUAUCUCCAAAAAAUUACCUAUAGAUCAUUUUCACACGUCGAAAAAUUUUAACGUAAUAUUUGUAUAAUUAGUCUCACCACGUGCACCAACUGGGUGUGCUAGGGGGCGUGGUAUACGCACCGGAGUAUACGCGGGGGGUGGUAGAGUACACGUCAGUCCCCGCCCUAGCUCCCGCGUUAGCCGCGCCCAGCGAUGUGGUGCCGCUACCGCACAGAACGUCUGCUGUACUAGUUUACCACCGGCAAGCGCAACCCACGGGUAAGCACAUCACCAUACACGAUAACCACUCGGCUGAGAGUCUGAAAUCGAAUCUAAGUCUUUUCGCCCAACCAAAUUUCUUUUUUGCAAUAUUUAACUCCCUGCAAUUGUUUAAUGUUAGAAGAGUGAUAACAAGAAACUAUGUUUUGCAGUUUUUCCAUAUAUUUAACAGUUACAGCGAUUUGAAGAAUUAUUUGUUAGCCUUCGUGGAUUCUUGCUUGUAAUCACUCAUAACGAAGCUUAAAACUUAACCAAAUCUGCGGGAUUGUAUAUGCUGCUUUAUAUGUAUAUCAGAGAAAAAAUAGUUUGCAAAUAAAUAAGUUCAGUUUUAUUUUUUACACCAUUAUAAAACCGAUAUAAAUAUC